Messenger RNA from Brachypodium distachyon (stiff brome), 630 nucleotides. RefSeq names its product 60S ribosomal protein L37a-1. Lineage: Eukaryota; Viridiplantae; Streptophyta; Magnoliopsida; Poales; Poaceae. Gene Ontology annotation, cellular component: ribosome. Gene Ontology annotation, molecular function: structural constituent of ribosome. Bases 123 to 401 code for a protein of 92 amino acids. Gene Ontology annotation, biological process: translation. The transcript is spliced from 5 exons. The record is from RefSeq and is a predicted model, not a curated record.
ACCCGAAACCCUAACCUGCGGUAUAUAAAGUCGCUCUAGCGCCUCCCACCCGAGCCCUCGCACUCGCGCCGCCAUCUCGCCGUCUACGCCGCAGCAGACGCCUCCCGCUACCCACCGCCGAGAUGACGAAGCGCACCAAGAAGGCCGGAAUUGUUGGCAAAUAUGGUACUAGGUAUGGUGCCAGUUUGCGUAAGCAGAUCAAGAAGAUGGAGGUGUCUCAGCACUCUAAGUACUUCUGUGAAUUCUGUGGGAAGUUCGCAGUGAAGAGGAAAGCAGUUGGAAUUUGGGGAUGCAAGGACUGCGGGAAGGUCAAGGCUGGCGGCGCCUACACAAUGAACACUGCUAGUGCGGUCACUGUCAGGAGCACAAUCCGUCGCUUGAGGGAGCAGACUGAAGCUUGAUGGCGCUGCUGGUAUCUUCAGAAAUCCUGGGGGUUUUGUAGUAGAGUUAAAGACAUCGAGUUUCUGUAUUUUGGCUAUUUAACCAAGGAUAUCUUUAGUAUGUUUUGUUUCUGCUUUAGGGUCUUUGAAAGCAUGAUGCUACAGUUUGUACUUGGUCGAUAUUGCAACCUUCGUUGGUGGAUCUGUUAUGCUGUGCUCGUUUUGUGUUACCUACUUGGUCUUUUACUUA